CAAUCACAGCACGCUGCAGAGCUGAGGGCGGGCGAUCACGAGUGAGGUUUAAACAGUCUGGUUUCGGUUCAGAGGAGUAAAGUUGUCUGGUUACUUAUUUUCUAUUGAUUUCUAACACGGAUUUUUAGGUUUCCUAUUUCAGCAAAUACCCGGGAAGAUGUCACACGAAGGGCCUCUGCAGGAGUUGCCCUGCCUGAAUGAGUAUUUGGAGGGAUCAAUGUUGUCCAUAUCCCAGAAGAGCAAACGGAAAAAAAGAGAACGCAUCGGAGACGGUCUGGACACCGAGAACACCCCUCACGAGCUCAUUCACCAGUGGUCACCACCUCACAAGCAGCGGGUGGUCUGCAAGGGCAAAGAGAAUGAGGAGAACCAGUUUGUGCUUGCCAGGCGACCAAGGAAAAGGAGGGAGUUCUCAGGCUUGUCCUGGGACACACUACCAGAUGAGUUACUGUUGGGAAUCCUUUCCUGCCUUCCCCUGCAGGACCUCCUCCGGAUGUCCCGGGUCUGCAAGCGUUGGCAUCGCUUGGCGUUUGACGAGUCUCUGUGGCAUAGUGUGGAUCUUGUAGGGAACCCCCAGCUGGAUCAAGCUCUUGGGCAGGUGCUUAUGGCUGGAGUACUGAGACUGCGCUGCCCCUGUACCUGCAUAGGAGAACCACAUUUCACCCACACACAACACCUGCGUGUCCAGCACAUGGAUCUCUCCAGCUGCACUGUCUCAAGCCCGUUUCUAGAUGACAUCAUCUCCCGCUGCAGGCGACUAGAGAAUCUAAGCUUGGAGGGACUGGAGCUCUCGGACUGGAUCAUUCAGUCCCUAUCCCAGAAUACUGAGCUGGUACGGCUCAACCUGUGUGGCUGCUCUGGCUUCUCACCCGACUCGCUUGGUGAGAUGCUCAAAUCCUGCUCACGGCUUGAAGAGCUGAACUUGUCAUGGUGUGACUUCAGUACUGAUCAUGUGAAGGCUGUUGUCAGUAACAUCCCCUCCAAUAUCACUCAGCUCAACCUUAGUGGCUACAGACAGAACCUUACUAUGGAAGAUCUGAAAGACUUGGUGGAGAGAUGUCCUCACCUUGUAAAUCUGGAUUUAAGUGACAGUGUUCUGAUGACGACCUCAAGUUUCCCCAUCCUGCAGCGGCUGCAGUCUCUUAGACACUUAGCGUUGAGCCGUUGCUACCAGAUCCACCCUGCUGCCUUAGCUGACUUUGAGAAGUUUCCAGAGCUGCAGACGUUAGAGGUGUAUGGGCUGGUCCAGGACACUUACCUGCCAAUCCUGAGUAAAAGUUUGCCCCGUCUCCAAAUCAACACCCGGCCAUUCUCGGGCGUGGCCCGUCCCACCGAGGCUACCCGGCGGGACCGCGCCAUGUGGGGUAUGACCUGUCGACUGGUGUUCAGGUCCUAGUCACAACGCCUUCCUAACGCUGUCACUAACCUGUCAUAACUUAUUUCUGUCUGAUGCAGUCAUUCUAUACAGGGAAUGUAAGCUAUGUUUUUGUCUGCCAUUGUGUGUAUGCACAUUAAUUUGAGCCGUACACAAUUUGUGGUACACUGACCCCAAUUGUUCUCCCUGCUGAUGGAGAUUUGUUUUGUGUUUUUGGCAACACUUUGUUUUUAUAAUGGUGGGCAUUGGUUCAAAGUUACUCUAAGGUCAGUAAUAGGACAUGGCCUUCAUAUAGUGGGAAUUCUAAAUGUUGGUAGAUUGCAUUUCUCCACAGUAAUCUUCCUUGAAUAACAUGCAACUGAAUUUUAAAGGGGUACCUGUUUUAGACAAUUUAACCCUGAUAAUGUUGAAGACUGGGCGUGUAGUCGUAAGGGAAAUGCCUUAUUUUUUACUUGCUAUAAUAAUACAUUCUGAUUUAUAGGAUACGUUAUCAGGAUCGUAUGAUCUGUCCAAUAUCUUGACUUUCAAACAUUCCAAAGACAGAUAUAAUAGAUAAUGUUGGUUCGUUCUGUAACAUUUGAUUAGCUGGAUAUAGUAAAGUUAAUUUCAGUUCAGGUCUAUCAACUCUAAGGCGGGUUUGCCAGAAAGACACGCUAGGAAGAUUGGUCUGUUAGACAUCUUUCCCUCCAUGAUGCAGUGUUUUAUAAAAUUCAAAUUAACAAUGAUGUCAUUUACUUGAUAUAUUUUGUUUUGUAUUUUAAAGUUGGAGACAAUAAGAAAUCAAUGAAGCCACGCUGUUUGUAUUAUAUUUUAAAUCCAGCGCUACGUCCGUUUUGACUGAAUGAAAGCUGAGGCGGCUCUAACAAAAUAUGCUAGAAUCGUUGGCAUUUUUGUGGAAAUUAACAUUUUAAUCUUGUCCCUAAAUUAGGUACGAUAUGAGAAUGUGCACUACACCUAUGUAGUAAAUGGUAGCAUUAGCCACAAGGGGGCAGUAGCUCUGUAUCGGUGCCAUGUUUGGUAUGUUUCCUGUUCAUGCUCACAUUUAUUUGAGAAACUAUUUUUUCUUCUAUUCAUGUGUUUAAAAAAUAAGAUUUACUAUGUUAAAUACUAAAAUGUGAAACUUGCCAAUUUUAUGUAAAUAAAUGUUUUAUUUAAAGUUGUGA
Oncorhynchus tshawytscha (Chinook salmon) is the source of this 2538-nucleotide messenger RNA. Its product is annotated as S-phase kinase-associated protein 2, E3 ubiquitin protein ligase. Lineage: Eukaryota; Metazoa; Chordata; Actinopteri; Salmoniformes; Salmonidae. The record is from RefSeq and is a predicted model, not a curated record. The transcript is spliced from 10 exons. Gene Ontology annotation, biological process: SCF-dependent proteasomal ubiquitin-dependent protein catabolic process. Bases 158 to 1396 code for a protein of 412 amino acids. Gene Ontology annotation, cellular component: SCF ubiquitin ligase complex. Gene Ontology annotation, molecular function: protein binding.